Molecule: messenger RNA, 423 nt
Organism: Linum trigynum
Lineage: Eukaryota; Viridiplantae; Streptophyta; Magnoliopsida; Malpighiales; Linaceae
Source: the annotation of a GenBank genome assembly
AUGGUCUCGAACUACACCGAUUCGCCCACGAUCGCGGAGGUGAGGACAAUGUGCCACAGCUUCGGCCCAUCGGGGCUGACAGAACCGUCGAAGCAAGGUGUGACGGUAGGUUACACUUGCAGGCUGCAGGCUCCUGAAAGGCACAAGCCCUUCGUCCGACCGGACCUUCUCGACAUGACGCUGCUGAACAUUGUGCAUCACUUCAAGCUGAGGGAAGGGUACAAGUCGACGAACGUGGCGGAGGGGACGGCGGUGAUUAACCACUACAUGUACCAGGUGUGGGACACUUUCAAGGCCAAGUUUUUCAGGAGGGUUUCGACCUAUGUGACCAACUGGCAGGACGAUCACAUGUAUUUUUGUUGUUUCAUUUGUUGCAUCGUAUAUAUUUUAAUUCCAGGUCAUGUGAGGAUCAUGCUAGCCUAG